AAACGGAACGGAAUAAAAAAACUUUACUGUCACUGUCAGUUAGGUGACUUAGGUGCGCUAAUACUGUCAAAAAGGGAAUAUUUGCCGCCAGCCAGUGUUAUUUUUGUAAACGUUGUGUUGUUGUUCAUCAUAAUUCAUGGAGAAACUAUUGAAAAAGUUUAAACCUGAGGAUGCUGCCAAGGAACUAACUCGGGUAGCGGAAACUGUAACUUGCUUAGAAUGCUGUAAAUUUUACAUUGUUCCGGAGACUGCCACUUGUGGUCACACCCUGUGCCACGGCUGCUGGAUAGGGCGGCCGGCGUGUCCCGUCUGUGCGCUGCCUGUCAAGAGGCGGGCAUUGAAGCAAAAUGCAGUUAUCAAGAGAUACACGGAAUGUGUACAGAAAGCUACAGCAUUGUUUGAAAAACAGUUUAACAUCAAAAUGGACGAAUUUGCUCUAGAUGCUCUAGUUCAACCAAUAAAUAAGAUAGUUGAAAAAAACCCAAGUAAAACUGUAAAUGCAUGGCUAUGUGACUCACAAAACCAGUUCUCAGCCCCCGUGUCCACCCAGCUAUCCACACAGAGAGAGGACCCUGCUGUUGAAGUUACAACAUGCGAGAUCCAUGUCCAUACAGAAUCAAAGAAGGUCCAGAGUCCAGCAAAAGUAAUACAUGCACCACCUCCCCCCCAGGAUGACUUUAAUAAAAUUGAGAGAGUGUCAGACACAGAAGAAUUUUUAAAAAACAAAGAGAAUUUUGGCCCUAAUAUUGACCCAUUCCAUCUAGAUGAUGAUGAAUACACAACUGAUCAUCCCCGAAGAAGUUCUAGAAAACGGGAGCACAAGAAUGAAUCUAAACCCAGUGAUACCUCAGGGGAUAAGCACAGCUUUAGCAACAUCAGCAUAGAUACUACUGACAAGUUAAACAAAAUCAAGCAGAACUGGAGCAAUGUUAAGAAAAUGAGAAAAGAAUUCAGUAAGUUACAUAACAAAAAUAAAAAUAAGCUAAAUGUCUCAAUAGAAAUGUGUAAGAAAACUAAAAGUGUCAUCAGCAACCCUGUUCCAAGUGUGGAGCCCGAAUCUCAAAAAGUUAUAAUAAUAGAUGAUUGUACACCAAAAAUUGAUGAAAAAGAGAAAUCACCUGAUACUAAUAAAAUAACUAUUGACACUGAUAAUAAACAUGAUGCUGUAGAUUUGAAUAACAAAAGUCCAGGAAAUGCAUCACCAAAAGACAGACUAAGUUGCCAGGCAAUGGAUACCAUUCAAGAUAAUGAUAAUAUGUCUAAAAGAGACCAUAGAACUAACAGUUCUUCUAUAUUAAAUAAUUUUAAAAGUUAUGAUGAAAAUCAAGGGGAACUCAUAGAGACUGAAGUAAAUUUAAUGUCCAGAACCAAUAUACCUUUUCUUAAAAAGAGUGCUUUACAAACAGAUAAACCUACUGAUGAUUCGGAAACCAAUCCCAAAAGUACAGAGACAGCCAAAGAAAAUACUGUUCAAACAGUCAACCAUGCUGUUAAUGACAAUGUUGAAACUGAUUCAGAUGAUAUACAGAUUACAAUCAAAAUUGGAAGUACAUUGACUAAUAUUUUUAUCAAGAAAAAGAAAAAUGAUGUUAAAGUGAAACUUAAUACAGAUCAGGAGGUUCAAACAUUGCAGUGUAUGGAAAAGGCAACUUCUUGUUAUUCAUCUUCAUCUGUUCCUAAAACUUUAGAUGUACAAAAUUUUGAGAUCAAUAUUGGUGGUGAGGGCAUAGUCAGUGCUGUUACACAGCAGACAAAAUGCAUUGAAACCAGUAAUGAUCAACCACCAACAACUAACAGUGUGAAAGCCAAUCUAAAUAAAACCGUAUCAACAAAGAAAGACACUGCAUCAGCUGAGACUAUUCCUAUUGAAAUCUCAGCAAGCCUUGAGAAAGAACUUACAAAAGUUAUGGAAUGUGACGAUGAUGGUAAUAAAAUUGAAGCUCAGAAAGAUAAGACACAGAAGCCUCAGGAGAAAAAUGAAGAUAUUCGUAAAGAAUCAUCUACUUAUACUCCUAAUAAGGAACAAAAAUCAGAAGAAAUGGAGCUAGAUGAAGACAUGUUUGCCAGCGGAUCAGUCAAAGAGAACAAUGUUCAACUCCUUAUAGCUACAAAACCGGCUCCAUCUGAAAUACUAAUGCCUACAUUGAGGCAAAAAAAACCAACACAAACGCAGAGGCAGGUUGAUAAAAGAAACAGAGAAAACGACAAUGAGAUGACUAGUAACAAAAAGAGAAAAGUUACAAGUGAAAUCUAUGAAGAUAGUAUUGAUGAUAUACAUAACGAAGAUAAUAAAGACGAGAGUUCAAUCAAUUACGAUUCGGUUAUGGGCCAAGUGUUUGCCAAUAUUGAUGCAGAUAUUGGGAAAACCAAUAAAAGCCAAAGUACCAUUGAAAAUCAAGACAAGACAUUAGUUGAAAAACAGGCUGAAAAAAGCCAGGCAAUAACACAACAUUCAGUGUUGCUAAAAACUCAAAAAACUCAAAGAAAGGUGCUAGGUUUGAGUAGACUGGGCUAUGCCACACAGGACAUAAAGAGUCAUUUACCACCAAAGGAUAGUGAGAGCCUUUUUGCAUUGUCAAAUGUGGACUCCCAAAUUUUAACAGAGAAGGGCCAUAAUCAGAAGCACGGCUCAGAGACCCAGGCUCACAUCGAGAACCUCCUUACACCCGGGAUGUGCCAGAACCUGACAGAUAGCCACCACAGCCAGGAGGCUGGCCACAAGAGUCAGGAGGAUGGACAGCCCAGCCAGCACGUGAUCCCUGCCACGCCGCAGGAUCGCGACGACUCAGAUGCUAGUGUGUGUGAAGAGACACCACAGAAAGCUUCACCAUUCACAAGAAAGUCCAACGCGGCCAACGGCAACGGCGCCCAACCUAAACAGACACAAUCGCAACUGAACCCCAACGAGGCGCAACUCAUCAAGGAAAUCAUCAACAUCUCCGACACCGAGAAUGACAACACCAUCGUAACAAAACCCAAGCUAACCUUAGCAACACCCACUAUAAACCAGUUCUGUAACUCUGUCCAGCAUAAUUCUACACCAGUAGCUCGGAAAAGUCUUAAGUUUGACGCAGCGGAGAGUACAAAUUCUACAAGUACAAGUAAGAAUGAGUUCACGAAGCCAGGAACGCCGAACGUAAAGUUUUGCGUGGCGACGUCUUGUUUGACGCCCGCGGAGGUGAAGACCGUGGAACUGCUGUGCGCUAAGAGGGGGUGGACGUUUGUUAAGGAGUUUACUAAGGAUUUGACGCAUUUGGUGGUUGGGGUGGAUGAAGAGGGCAGAGCGCAGAGGACCGUAAAGUUCAUGUGCGCGCUGGCGGCGGGGCGGUGGAUCGUGCGCCACGAGUGGGCCGACACGUGGCUGCGACGUGGACACGCCGCCGAGGAACCGUUCGAGGCGCUGGACUGGACGGGUGAGCCGGGCCCGCAGCGCGCGCGCACCACCCCGCGCAAGCUGUUCGACGGGUUCACGUUCUUCUGCAUGCCGCCCUUCAGCGUACUCAACGAAUCUGUGCUCAAGAUGAUGUUAGAAUCGGCAGGCGGCCGCGUGGUGGCGUCGGACCGCGAAGUUCAAGUUGAGGGUGACGACGUGCGCCUGCUGCUCGCCGAACCUGAAAACACACAAGAAAAUCAGUUCACAUACCUGGCAUUAAAACUAAACAUCGUCCCAGUAAACCACGAGUGGGCGCUGAACUGCCUCGGCAGCUACACCCUCACGUCCAUCCUCGACCUGAUGCUGUGUCCUACAUCCCUGCUGCCUGCCGUCACUUCCAAAUGGCCGCAAGUCCUUUUCACACAAGAGUUUGACCCUGUCACAGAGUCUGACUUACCAGAUAAUCAGUGAAACUUUGGACAAAGUUGGAUUGUUGACUAUUAAUUACUUAUUGCAGUGUUAACACACAAGGACAUGUCAUUUGUCAGGAUGGCCGUGUCGGAGGCAAUAAAUUGAACAUAACGCCACCUAUUGGUUUUAGUGUAAUGCAAUGUUUUUGUGUCAAUUAUUGUUUAUUCUAGUACCUUUACAUUUACUAGCAAGCCUAAUCGUGUCAUCAUCACAACAAUACUAUAUUCUCUCAUUUUUGUUCCGUACAAACGAAAUAUACAUAUAUAUAUAAGGUUGGUAUACCACCUGUCAAAUUUCUUGGUCCAAUGUGCAUUGCGUCUCACUCUCUCAUUAAGCAAAAUGUGAGACGCAAAUACACAUUGGACAAAGAUAUUGUAAUAGUGAAAUACCACCCUAAGCUUGGUUUUUUAUGAAUGAUGUUAUCAAGUUAGUUUUCAUAGGAUACUAUAUUAUUAAAACUUGUACUGUAUUUAGACAUACCUGGAUGUUUCAUCAAUAAAUAGGUAUUUUAAUGUUAUUGUUUAUGUGAUUAUAGAACUGAUAACCAGUGUUCGGAAUAGGCAGAGUAUAAAUACCUAAACUUGGUAAAACAAAGUCAUAAAGUGGAGACUGCCUUGAGAUAACAUUUUUUUCCGGAAGUAUAGUCCCGGAAACGUACUAAUUAAAUAAUAUUGUUAAAAAUACGGUAAAAAACAAUGCAUUCCUCGUUUUUGUCCAAUACAAUCAAUAGGCGUAAAAUAAAACAACCAAUUUUUUUUUACUUUCUAUACAUACACAUUUCUUAAAUAUAAACACACGCAAUCUCGCUAUUCAAUGUAAAUGCAAAAUUAUUUAAACUAUGUUACUACUAGUAAAAAUGAUCCUGAUUCUGAUGACAUUGAAUUUUUUUUUAUCGCAAGGCAGUCUCCACUUUAUGACUUUGUUCUAUCAAGUUUAGGUAUUUAUACUCUGCCUAUAUUCAGUAUCUCUGCCUAUCACUGCUGAUAACUAUUGCUACACUUAAUCAGAUUAUUGAAAAGCUUCAUCAUUUUGCAUCACACGGGGACAAUUUCUCUAUUAUUAUAAUCUAGCUAGUGCCAUCCCUAUUAUCUAUUUUAUGUAGAUGUCAUGGUCAGAUCAUACAUUUUGAUCCUUCCAUGGAAUACCAUUUUAUUUUAGUAUUGAUCACUUCAUGAUAUGGUUAGGUCAUGUGUCCAACCGAUCAUUUUAUGAAAUGAUUGCCACAUCACGAAAUGAUACAUUUUUCGAUCUGGCCACAGCAUAAAAAAGUAAAAUACCUGAGUCAUUCCACGGCAGAAGUAACGCGAGUCACCAGUUUAUUAUUUUAUUUGACAGUUUAUUCAGACGAAAGGGGACGACCGCCCCUAAACCGCCUUUCCAUACAAACGUAGACCCUAUUUUCCUCUCUGGAUAUUAACAUAAUUGAAAAUAUUAAGAGGAGCAUUUAAAAAUUUGUAUGGAACCUGUUUUUCGCCUAACUUUUAAUAUAAUUAAAAAAACUAAAAAAAUCUAACGGGCAUAGCUAUGACCAAAAAAACAUAAAACUCUGUAAAAAUAUUUUCAGUAAUGUCAAUAUCCAGGAGGGAAAAUAAGGACUACGUUUGUAUGGAGAACAGAUCGUCCCCUUUCCUCUUAAGUUUCAAAAAUAUAUGUGUCUAAAGUACUAAUAACGCAGCAGUUUACGCUAAAGAUUUAUUUAACAAGUGUAAAUUGUUUAAUCUGACGCUUAAAUGCAUGUGAAAUGAUUACAUUUUAUUAACCUAGAGAUUGCAAGUGUUUGCUUUUAUCGUUGUUUGCCACGUUAACGUUAAGUUGUUAUGAAAACGCCAGGUAAUGUUAUUUAAUUAAAAUACGGGUCAAUAGUUCAGUUCAGUUACGUACCUAAUUAUAUUUAAUACAUAUAAAAAUCAAAUAAGAACAUUGUUGCUCAUUUGCACUGCUCUUUAAGAAUAAAUAUAAUAAGUAAUAACCUAUAAGUUUUUUGCAGCCUUAAUAAGUUACUUACUACCUACCCGAGUUAAUAGCUAUUUCUAGUAAUGAACCGUCUGUACCAUUCCCAUGUAGGCAUAAAAGGUCUGUGGAGCGCAUCGUAAUUUGUACCUGCCUCUGAAAUUACUUAGUUAAUGCUUAUCCAGCGGCCUAUAAAAACAAAGAAGCAGCCGCGACAAGGGGAGGGUCAGAAAAUCCUAUUGUAUAUUAAUGUUAGUGACGCCAUUCUCCCGCCAGUUUUGGCAAAGAUGCAAUUUCAUUUGAAUAUUGUGCAUGUAGACUGUUAUCUCGCGUUAUUCUCGUAACUGAAAACAGUUUAAAUACAGUGCUCGUAAAAGUAGUGUGUAACGCCAUUAGCUUAAUGCCUUAAUAUUGUACCUAAUACCUAAUACACUCGAGCAAGAGCAUCGAAAGCGGCUCACUUUGUAAGAAGCAUUUGACAAAUCCCAUUUUGAUUGCUCUAGAGUGUAUUUUACUUAAAUUAGUCUUAAUUGUCUACUAAGUGUUGUCUAUCCAGGUUCUGUGGCCAGUUUAGAAUACUGUUAAAUUUACAAGAUGUGUUUUACGAAUUAUUUACGAAUAAAUGUAUUUUUAUCUUA
Molecule: messenger RNA, 6432 nt
Organism: Cydia strobilella
Lineage: Eukaryota; Metazoa; Arthropoda; Insecta; Lepidoptera; Tortricidae
Product: breast cancer type 1 susceptibility protein-like
Exons: 10
Coding region: 137-3844 (1235 amino acids)
Biological process (GO): negative regulation of fatty acid biosynthetic process; double-strand break repair via homologous recombination; positive regulation of transcription by RNA polymerase II
Cellular component (GO): BRCA1-BARD1 complex; BRCA1-A complex; plasma membrane
Molecular function (GO): ubiquitin-protein transferase activity
Source: RefSeq, a predicted model, not a curated record